CCGGAGGGAGCGACUUAGCGGGCAGGCGAGGAGAGCGCUGACCGGUCACCGGCUGUGGGCACGAUGAGACCCGGAGAGGAGAGGCCGGUGGAGGGGGGCGCCUGCGCCGCCGUCUUCGAGGUGGAGCUGCUGAAGCUGCGCGCGGCGGAGUGCAUCGACGAGGCGGCCGAGCGCCUGGGGGCCCUGAGCCGCGCGAUCUGGAGCGAGCCCGAGCUGGCCUACGAGGAGCACCAUGCCCACGGCGUGCUGACGCGCUUCUUCCAGAGCGAGCGCCCGGCGUGGGCAGUGCAGCCGCACUACCAGCUGGUCACGGCCUUCCGUGCCGAGUGGGGGCCGCCGGGGGGCUGGGCGGCGCCGCGCCCGCUGCACCUGGGCUUCCUCUGCGAGUACGACGCGCUGCCAGGCAUCGGGCACGCCUGCGGCCACAACCUGAUCGCCGAGGUCGGGGCGGCGGCCGCGCUGGGCGUCAAGGGGGCCCUGGAGAGCCUCCCCAGGCCGCCUCUGCCGGUGAAGGUAAUUGUUCUGGGAACUCCUGCAGAAGAAGAUGGUGGUGGCAAAAUUGAUUUAAUCGAAGCAGGGGCUUUUAAAAAUCUUGAUGUUGUUUUUAUGGCCCAUCCAUCUCAAGAGAAUGCUGCUUAUCUACCUGAUGUGGCUGAACAUGAUGUGACUGUGAAGUACUAUGGAAAAGCAUCUCAUGCUGCUGCUUAUCCCUGGGAAGGACUAAAUGCAUUAGAUGCUGCUGUCCUCGCCUACAACAAUCUGUCUGUGUUAAGACAACAGAUGAAACCUACCUGGAGAGUUCAUGGUAUAAUAAAAAAUGGUGGUGUAAAACCCAAUAUCAUUCCCUGUUAUUCUGAACUAAUCUAUUACUUCCGUGCACCCUCAAUGAAAGAACUUCCAGUUUUGACCAAAAAGGCAGAAGAUUGCUUCAGAGCUGCAGCUUUGGCUACUGGGUGCACAGUAGAAAUUAAAGGUGGAGCACAUGAUUAUUACAAUGUUCUUCCCAAUAAGAGCCUGUGGAAAGCUUAUAUUGAAAAUGGAAAAAAGCUGGGAAUAGACUUCAUUUCAGAAGAUGCAAUGUUGAAUGGCCCUUCAGGAUCUACUGAUUUUGGAAAUGUUACUUUUGUGGUUCCUGGGAUUCAUCCCUAUUUUUACAUUGGAUCUAAUGCCUUGAAUCAUACAGAACAAUAUACUGAAGCUGCAGGAUCACAAGAAGCUCAGUUCUACACUUUGCGAACGGCCAAAGCUCUGGCAAUGACUGCAUUGGAUGUUAUUUUUAAACCAGAGCUGCUAGAAAGAAUCAGAGAGGACUUUAAAUUGAAACUUCAAGAAGAAGAGUUUUUAAAUACAGUAGAAUAAAAGGAAGAUUUAGGAGCCACUCACGGAUCAUGAAGAAGAAGUGAUGAUUUUCUUCUUUAAUCUUUUUUAAUGAGGGUGGAGGGCAUGGCUUGUUUUUCAGUCUUAAGGUGAGUCGUAUUCCUCUUACCUGAAAAGUGAGGACAUGAUGUGGAGAAAACACAUUACCUCAUAUCUAGAGUGAAAUUUUCACAAAUCUGUAUAUGAUGGAAUUGUGACAUUUCAGGGCUGGUAUGUAAUGGCAUUUCAUAAACAACCUGGAUGACACAUGGUUUAUCAGUGAUAACAUUUUAUAAAUCCAUAUGUUGUAUGAGUGUAUUUUGAAAGAUCCAAGAGAUUUCAAGCCUUAUUUCCAGAAUUGCCAUAUGAAAGAUUUUUUUUGAUA
Molecule: messenger RNA, 1741 nt
Organism: Mesoplodon densirostris (Blainville's beaked whale)
Lineage: Eukaryota; Metazoa; Chordata; Mammalia; Artiodactyla; Ziphiidae
Gene: PM20D2
Product: peptidase M20 domain containing 2
Exons: 7
Coding region: 64-1359 (431 amino acids)
Molecular function (GO): dipeptidase activity
Source: RefSeq, a predicted model, not a curated record